This is a messenger RNA of Pseudomyrmex gracilis, 9248 nucleotides long. It is a transcript of the gene kon, whose product is annotated as chondroitin sulfate proteoglycan 4. The transcript is spliced from 12 exons. Lineage: Eukaryota; Metazoa; Arthropoda; Insecta; Hymenoptera; Formicidae. The record is from RefSeq and is a predicted model, not a curated record. Bases 1013 to 8065 code for a protein of 2350 amino acids.
GUGUUAGUAGUGGUGUGGUGGUGGUGGUGGUGGUGGUUUAAAUUUCAGCCCGCGUGCACGGGUUCACCUACGUGAGCCAUUACACGGGUCCUCGGCUUUCUCGCCGACUGGGGAGGCUAUAUGAGCGGUCACGGUCCACGAACGCAAAUUCAAGCCUACCUUCUGCGUCUUUCUACGUUACUCUCCUUUUCUCUUUUCGUCAACCUCAUCUUCUCGGCGUAUCUAUGAAGUCGGCGUGUUCUCGCUACGUGUUCUCGCUACGUGUGUGCUAGGUCUUUUCGACCGAAAUUCGCGUGCGAUUCGAUCGCACUUGUGUGUGUGCGUGUGGCUCUCGGUGCGAUAUAUAUCGGCCGGUCGUUAUGCACGUACGGCUCUGUUGAAAGGAUGCGUCGUAUCACUGCUGCGCCGCUCUCGUCGUCUCGUACUGAUUAAGAAUCGACCGAAUCGGCGACCGAAGGGAAUACGUGCAAUACGAGAUGCCAGCUUUCGCACCGUCCGCUUCGCAUCCUGGGAGACACGUCACCCAAGAACCGACGACCACGUUCGUGGGAGCGUUCACCGGUUUCACACUUUUCCACUAAAUCAGCCGUUAGCGUCCCCACGGAUGCACCGCGUGCUACAAUCGAUAAGCACGCGUCUGCAAGAAGAGAAAGCGUCUCAAUUCGACUACUAAUCCCCUCUCCCGUGUCGCUGUGAUUCGUAGACAUCAAACGUUUCUCGCGGAAGAAGAGAGAAAGAUCCUUGCGAUGUGCGUGACGGGGAAGACAUACGAGCAAGAAAUGGAUGGGAAAAGUACGUUCGAAUCUUAGCCCGCUCUACCCCGUAAAUAGCGUUUUGUAACCCCCGUCACGUGAAAUCGAUAUCCCUUAAGAGCCGGUCCGUGAAGUCGUUCGUCAGAUCGGUGUGUGUUACCCCGUUUCGCUGCCGCGAAAGUGGAAGAGUGCGCGCGCCAGUCUGCGGGGAGUCUGCGGGCGGAGGUAGACAGGAAACGGGGUUGGCUGAAUAAAAGAAGAUGCACAGGAAAAGGCCGGCGUUCCUCACCGACAUGGGACUGCUAAUGUUCUUAGCAGUAACGGUCUCUCUGUUGGGUUACUGCCAAACAGACGAAAAAGUGUCGUUUUACGGGGCAAGCUACAUCCAUCUUCCGGUUCAAGAGGCCAAGGAUGCUACUGACAUCAGUUUCCGGUUCCGAACUCAUCUCGCUGACGCUAUGCUGCUAUUGGCUGCCGGCAAGACGGAUUACUGCCUGAUCAAACUCGAAGCCGGCAGAUUGAAGGUUCAUAUUAAUUUAGGCGCGGGCGAAACCGAGGUGGCGAGCGCCCGCGGAUUGACACUGAACGACCUCAGCUGGCACGAGGUCAAUCUAACGAGACGCGAAGCCAACGUCAGCUUACAGACCGAUGUGAUACACACGACCAGAACCCAACUGCCGGGUCGCUUCUUCGAGCUGAACAUACACUACGGCGUCUUUAUUGGCGGAAAGGGCGACUUCAACGAGAUAUUUCUAGGUCACACGGAUUAUCUGAGAGGAUGCAUGGCCGACAUAAUAUACAACGGUGCCAAAGUUAUAGAGCACGCCAGGUCAAGAAAGGGCCAGUCAGAGGCAACAGCCGUGACGUGGGGCUGUUCGCCGGAAUUCGACGCCACGAGGAGCACGGAAGUGAGCUUCGUCGAGGACGGCGCCUUCGUCGCCAUCCCUCGUCCCAUUCCGCGCUCCGGUACGAGUUGGGAAUUUGAGCUGAAGACCGGCGCCGACAGCGGUAUGCUGCUCUACAAUCCCGGUCAAUCGUCCCGCGCGGAUUUCCUCGGCAUUGAGUUGUUUGAGGGUAAGAUUCGACUGUUGAUGAACAAGGGAAACGGGCCGACCGAGCUUAUACACAGCACCGUGAUAGCUGAUGGCAAGUGGCACAGCGUGAUCGUGGUCUUCAAUCCGAGCGGUCUCGGCAUUACUGUCGACCGUCACGAGAAAACGAUGGCACUGCCUUCCGGCGGCAAUCACUUCCUCGACCUGGCUGACACGCUAUACAUCGGCGGCACGGAAUUGAACAAACGCGCUCGGGCAUUCAGCAAGGGUCUCAAGUCUGGCGACGUGAGUUACAAGGGUUGUAUAAGGAACAUGGUUCUCGACAGAAAGGAUCUCGGAUUGCCGGAUGUCAAGGUCAGUCAGGGAAUCGUCGUCGGCUGCGUUUGGGGAUAUCCGUGCGCCGAAGUCGAUCCCUGCGUAUCCGGAUCGUCGUGCACGCAGCUGGGCGUCAAUUCAUUCCGUUGCAAUUGCGAUCAACCGCUGUGCAUCAAACCGAAUUACGCCGAGGACUACAAGAUCUAUUCAAACUCUACUUUGCCAGUAAACUUGGAAAUUCUCUCGUUGAGCCCUCUAUUAGUUUCCGAAGGAGAGCAAGUGCCGGUAACGGGCGACAACAUCGCGAUGGUGUUGGACAUCGCUAAAUACGGCGUGGAAGAGACCGGUGUCGUAUUCACUCUAGUGACACCACCAACUUACGGGACGUUAGUGUUGGAUCCUCUGACAUCUCAAAGCGAUAACUCGUUUACGCUUCAAGAUGUCAAUCAGGAUAAGAUACAGUACAUGCAUGACGGUAGCGAAACCACAGAGGACAGCAUGAUUCUGGAAUUGACAUUGGUGGCCGGGACAGGCUAUACGCUCCCAGGAUACCUCCAAGGACGCCUCAGGUUUCCUCUGCACGUUAACGUCACUCCUGUCAAUGACCCACCGUUGCUCGAGAUACCGACUGCAAAAGUGCUGCGUCUGGCUCAAGGCACAAGAAAAAUACUGACCAAGGAGUUAAUAUGGGCCAUAGACGCCGACACCCCUUCGGAGAUGCUGAUUUACACGGUUUUACGAGCGGAUACCGACGCCGGCCACAUCGAGAGAGUUACUUAUUCGUCUCGAUCUAUCGACACGUUCACGCAGGCCGAAUUAAUGCAAGGUCUCAUCGCGUACGUGCAUCGUGGAAACGCGAAACCAAAUGCGAUGUUGGGUUUGAAAGUGAGUGACGGCAUCGAGAGCAGUCAGCCCGCGUAUCUCCGCGUGUCGGCUUACCCGUUACAGAUCAAAUUGACGCACAACACCGGCCUCGUUGUGGUGCAUCGUUCGUUCUCCUACCUGACACCCGCGAAUCUUUCGUUCGCAACCAAUUCCGACGACAACACCAUCGAAAUUCGUUACGAUAUCGUCUCGCUUCCGUAUUAUGGCGUAUUGCAGAAACUGAGAGACGUCUCCGGCAGUUGGGUUAACGUCGAUCACUUUACCAGCCGGGACAUCGAGUCGAACGCUGUACGUUAUUUUCACAACGUCGGUAGUCCUAAUCAGGACGAUUUUAAAUUUCAAGCGAGCGUGCGCGAGGUAAAAACUCAGCAGACUUACGAUUUUCGCAUCACAUUUAUCGAUCUCGAGCUGAGGGAAGGCAAAAGAUUGCCUGUUGAUCUCACUGCCGGCACGUCGAACGCAACUAUCACGAGCGAUCAUUUGAGGUAUCAGACGAAUCCGCUGGUCACAUCGCCGGGCAAGAUCGUGUUCGCUCUCACAACGGGACCGCGGUACGGCAAUUUAUUUCUGUCCGAUCGUAAACUAACAACGGCCGAUGUGUUCACGCAAGAAGACAUCGAGGCCGGCCGCCUUGUCUACCGUCUGUUCAGGCGGGCUUACUCCAAUAUUCUCGACGAAAUAACGUUCAAAGUUAAUGCGCCUCAGUGCAUCGAGAUACACGCCAACUUGAAGUUCCGAUAUUACCUCGGCAAGAAUGGCAAAUCGCUCGAGGACACGGAGAGCAUAAAAGUUGACGAGGGCUCGAAGGUACUCCUCAGGAUCGCGCAUGUAAAUCCAAAGGAGUACGGGGUAUCAUCUCUGAUAUACAAUCUAACAAUAAAACCGAGUCACGGAUGGGUUUCUAUUGCAAACGGCACGAGAUCACACGGACAAAAGAACGUCUCGUCUUUUACGUACGAGGAUCUGUUGACGCAAACGGUCUAUUACGUGCACGACGAUUCCGAGACAAAAGAGGAUUUCUUCGAGUACGUAGCGGUAUCUUUGGAUUCCGUCGACUUUAUGUACAUUGGAAAAUUUCGAAUCGAUGUAACGAUGAAAAAUGAUAAUCCGCCGGAACGAAUAGUCGAUAAGAUCUUUCAUGUCGUGUCGAAAGGCGAAAAACUUAUAACGAGCAAGGACAUCGCUUACACGGACAAGGACGUCGGCACUAAACCGAGCGAGCUUAUCUACACGAGAAAAGAUGUUCGAAAAAGCGGAAUAUACAGAGUGACCAAUCCGUCGUUACAAAUACGCGAGUUCUCGCAACAGGACAUCGACGACGGCUUCGUACUUUUUCGACAUCAGGGAGACGAACGUGAGAAAAUCGAAUUCGGUAUCACUGACGGUCACUUCUAUAGGACCGGCGUUCUUGAAAUCCAAGCCAGUCCGCCUUAUAUCAGAUUGCGGGAGAGCAACGGCUCGGUGGUGCAAUUUAACAAGUCCGUGGUGCUGCCGGCAAAAGAACUGGAAACAGAAACGAACGUUUACACUACGGAGAAAGACAUCAAAUACACGGUGUGGGAGAAGCCGAAAUACGGUGUGUUACUGAAACACGGUCGGGAAUCGAACAGUUUCACGGAAGACGAUUUGAAACACGAUAGCGUGUCAUAUAAACAUUUAGGUGGGUCUUCAACGAGAGACGCGUUUAAAUUCAAAGUGUUCGUUAAGGGCGCCGAGACCGAGGGUGUAUUUGCGAUCAAAGUCUAUCCGGAAAGUUACUGGGAGCCGUUGAUUGUGCAAAACAACAAGAUAAUAUUCGUCGAGGAAGCGACCAGCGUUCUGCUGAGUCAAAAAAGCCUCGAGAUAAUGCACCCGAAGAUAUCGCCCUCCGAGAUCGUUUACCACGUGCAGGAGUGGCCGCAGAACGGCUACUUGGAUCUGCAGCUUCAGGAUGAGCACAGCGAGGAAACGAGGGAGGAGUACAGCGGCAACGCGGUUAAACACUUCGAGCAGAGUCUCAUAAACGACGGCCGUGUCUUUUACGUUCAAUCGGUGAUAAAUCAGACAAACGAUCGAUUCAUCGUCGACGUAACCAAUGGUGGUAUCACGUGGUUGCGCGGGCUUAGCGUGAACUUUGUGAUACUGCCGGAGAAGCUCUACAUCGCGGCGAAGACUCUCACCGUGAUAGAGGGAAAGAACGCGACGCUGAACGAAUCGAAUUUCUUAGUCGUAACUCCGUAUUAUGCCGGUAAAGUGACAGAUUAUAGAAUAACAGAAAAACCGAGACACGGUACGAUUCUCGAUUUCACGAAGAACACUCAAGUAAAGAAGUUCUCACAGAAGCAUCUGAACGCCGGUGUUAUAUUGUACAAGCACAACGGAGACGAAUUCCCGAGAGAUUCCUUCAAGAUGGUGGUCACCGCUGGCGAUAAGACCAGCGAACCUUUCAGCGUGCCGAUUAUCGUUCAACCCGUUAACGACGAAGUUCCCGUGCUGGUGAAUAGAACCAAACUCAAGGUUUGGCAGGGUGGCUCGGUCGUUCUGACGCCGGCAAACUUGGCGGCCGUGGAUAACGACACCGCUCCAUCUGAUAUAACGUUUAACGUUACCGGAGUGAGAAACGGAUACAUUUCGUUAGUCACUUCGCCCGAGAUAGACAUUUACAAUUUUACGCAAAGUCAAAUCAACGAGUCACAAGUGAUCUUCACGCACACGAACGGAUCUGACGGCGAGUUCAACUUCGUAUUAAGCGACGGCGCACAUACAACGGAGUCUUACACAAUCUUGGUCACCACGGAACAAGUUCACUUGAAUAUCGCGCACAAUGUGCCCCUUAAUGUCUUCCCUCUUACUAGGAAAUUAAUAUCAGACAAGCUCUUAUUAACGAUGUGUUCGGACGAAGCGAGGGAGAUUAGAUACACUGUGCGAAAUGGGCCCCAUUUAGGCAAAGUUAUAAUGGAGACAAGCGAGGGAGUAUGGCUUGAGGUCGAGCGAUUUACUCAGAGAGAUAUCAACAAUAGCAAAGUGAUUUACGAGCAUACCAAGCAGUUCAUGGACCUGAUGGCCAACGAUUCUUUCAUGUUUGAUGUUGAGACACACUUCUCUGGAACUUUAACAAAUCAGAUUUUCCAAAUAGAUAUAUCCGUCUCGAGCGGCGGCUUAGAUCGAUACAUCUCCGCAAAAAGCGUUCGAGUCGUCGAAGGUGGCUCCGCGCAGGUCGUUAUGAACAUCAGUGGUAUCGUUUCCUUUCUGCAAAUCAACGCCGGAAUUGAAAAUCCGGCGGUGCUGUCGCGAUUGAUUUACCAGCCCGAUCACGGACACGUCAUGCUGCUCCCGGACUUAAACGUGACCACAUUCACGCAGCCGCAGAUCGAAGGCGGAAAGAUCGCUUACUAUCACGAUCACUCGGACACAUUGGAGGAUCGUAUUCAGUUCUCUCUCUACUUAACGCCUGGCCACGUAUUGCUGUGCAAUAUCAGUAUUCCCGUCGUCAUCGAACCGAUCAACGACGAACCAUUCAAACUCGUCACAAACGCCCCGUACAUCACUGUUGUUCAAAAUCAAAAUCAAACCAUUACUCGCGACAAUCUACUGACUACCGAUCCCGACUCCCCACCGGAGGAGAUCACGUACGACGUGAUUUCGGGACCGACAUACGGCAGACUGUUGCUCCUGCCGUUCGAUCAGAACACGUCGGACGUGCGUCGAGUGAACAAGUUCACCCAAUACGACAUAGAUUCUAAUCGAGUGGUGUACGAGCACAACGGGCCGCUGCAAGCGGCCUCGUUCUACUUCAGAGUGUGGGACGGUCGAUUCAAUCCGACUUACACUGUCUUCAACGUCCACGUUUUGCCUAUUCGAUUGAACGUCACGGUACCGAGUCCGGUGAACUUGCAGCAAGGCUCGAACGUCGCGCUCAUUACCGAGAGUAACGUUUUACUCGACACGAACGCGCGUCAGGAUCUAGUGAUCUACGAGAUCACUACGCGUCCAAAACACGGAGUGUUGUACGUGCGAGAUAGCGCCGCGGCAACGUUCAAACAGACCGAUCUGCUGUCAAAGAGCGUGAUGUUCAUGCAGACGGAUAUGACGGUGUCAAACGACAGCCUGGAAUUAUCGGCGCGACUUAGCGGUUUCGAUCAGGAACGCAUACGCGUCGAUAUCAAAGUUACGCCGCUCAUGAUUAUGAAUCCAAUGACAGCGAUAGCGAGCGAGAAGAAUCAGAUAACGUUGCAGUACUUGGACGCAACUCCCUUGGCAAAACUGACGACCAGCAAUCCGAUGUACACCAUCGUGAGGAAACCGAAAUACGCCAAAAUAAAGAGAAUCAUCAGAAGUUCCUCGUCGUCCGGAGAAAAAAGGGGCACGCGCGAGCGGGAGGUGGCCCGGUUCUCUCACCAAGAAAUCAUUUCUGGCGUGAUAUACCUAGUAUGCAGGAAAAUACCUUCGAUAGAAGGUGUCACAGACAGCUUCACUUUUGUUCUAGCGGCGUCCAUUUUCCAACCAGCUGUGGACGACUUCGAAUUCCGUAUCAAACUUGACAUAGAUGACGAUAACAUCACUUUGGGGGGUCCAAUGGAUCCGGUCGGUCACGAGGGUGAGAUGGCGAUCGCUCCGAACAUGAGCAACGAUUAUCUAUUGAUUCUCGGUAUGUUACUCGGCGUGUUCCUACUUGGAGUAGUGGUGAUCAUCACAAUCAGAUGUCGGCAGAAUCGUUAUAAGCACGCCGAGGAAGAGAAACCGGAAACCGCGCCCGCAGUCGGCGUGAUGCCACUUCCUAGACCGCCUGAUCAUUUGAUGCCGGCCACUCCGCACUUGAAACCUUUCGGCAAUGAUCACAACAGCGUAACAGCGAGCACGCCGCUGCCGGUGUUACCCUCGACGUUACCGCAAUGUAAAGUCAUACCGUUGAGUCCUCUGGAGACCGGUUCGGAGGUCGACGUUUCUGCCAGGUAUCCUUACGGGGUUGCGGACGGCGACGAGUGGAGCAGUUUUGACACUUCCGAUUUGCCCUGUCAAUCUGCCACAACUCAAAGAACCAAAAAAAAUCCUUUACUCAGAAGAGAUCAGUACUGGGUCUAGCAGGAGAGUAAUACGCUGCGGCUCGCGCGAAGACAGCCGUAGCGUUGCUAUUCCCGGCGUAUCUCGCACGAGAGUCGGGACUAUUGCGGACUCGAUGUGUCUAAAGAAAGUGUUAUCUGCGACGGAGUCACACGCGGCGAUUUGUCGAAAUCCGAGAUUAUUGUCCAACCGGACGUGUGUAAAAUCGAUGUUAGAUAACGACAGUGAAACGCGACUACUUUAACAUUGUGACGAAAAAAGCUCUCUCGGUGAUUAUCGGCCACGUGCCGGUGCACGUAUCCGUUUGUGCGAUUGGAAGAAAAAACGAAAAAAAAACGAAUAAACUCCUGAACCAGGAAAUAUAACGAACCAAAAACAAAUGAGAAUAACUCGCGAGAUAGUUCGCAGUGUUGUGUCUUGUGUAUUAUUAGUUUAAAAAACGAUAUAUAAACAGGAAGUCUAGAUCUCCUUGAAUGUUAUGAUUAUCGUCGCUAUCACGAGCUCAAUGUGCCUAAGAGAUAUCUGACUCUGCUGACGUUUUUUCACUGAUCACUACUCGUCGAUCUUUCGUGUAUAUUAAAAAACUGUAAGUCCCUUUUUCCUCCCUUCCCUCCUACGUAGAUCGAAAUAAACUCGAUCGUUAAAUUUAGACGGAUUGAUUAUUCACUUAUACACCAAAAAAAAAAAAGUUUUUAAAAAACUCUUCAACUCGAAUUUAAACGAAAAGUCCGUCGGUACGCACUGGCUCGUUUUAGAGCGCAGACUUUUCAAAAAAAAGGUUCACGUAACGCGUUUUGCGCGUUUUCCUUCACCUCCUUCCAUUUUUACAUUUUUUGUAAAAAGCGCAGGACCGUAAAAAUUCUUUAUUAAAAAAACAAAACAAAAAAAAAAAAAAAAAAAACUAUAUCCCUACUGUCGCAAAUCGAAGACAAGAUCGAAUCGUUGAGAAAAAAGAAACUUUGCUUUCUUUCAAACUUCGUAUUAAGGAGGAAAACAAGAAUUGAAUGAGAUAAAAAUAAUAUACAAAAAGGGCUUUGUAACAAUAUAUCAUACAACAAAAUCGAAUAUACACAACGUAUACUCGAAUAUUCGUAUGUUCCUGCUUUUCUGCUACUCGACAAAUGCAUUUAUAUUGAUAAUCAACUGUAAGUUAAGACACAUUUUUUUAUAUUGUCAAGUUAUUCGAGCGUCUCAUUUUAUUUUA